AUGCAAGGCUCCUCACAUCAAGUGAUCCCUAUAUUCAAUGGGAAGAAGUACGACUUCUGGAGCAUCAAGAUGGCAACCAUAUUUCGAACCAGAAAUUUAUGGUCGGUGGUUGAAGAAGGCGUGCCAGCUGGACCAGUGCAAAAGGGAGAAACCCCUGAAACUGCAAGAGCAAAGACACUCAAAGAAGAUGUAGAGGCGAAUGACACGAUGGCUUUGCAAAUUUUACAAACUGCCGUAACUGAUCAAAUCUUCUCACGAAUUGCAGCAGCAUCAUCAUCAAAAGAGGCGUGGGAUGCACUGAAGGAUGAAUACCAAGGCUCUCCACAAUUAAGUUAUCAUGGUGAAAAGGAAUCAAAUUCUCAACUCAUACAGAAGUUACUCAUCUCUCUCCCAGCCAAGUUUGAUAGCAUUCACGAGAAGCGAGAGUUACUGCACGAGAAGAAAGCACAAGAGAGGGAGCAUUCUAUGUUCGUUCCAAAGGAAGAGAAUCCGGUUUCAAACAAGACAACACCAACAGCCAUGUCAAUCAAGGCAAGAAGUGGUGUGGUUUUCACAAGAGCAAAAACCACUCAGCAGAAGAGUGUCGAAACAAACCGAAGAAGACGAUCAUGGCAAGAAACAGAAGAUGCAAGUGAGGAAUCAACCACAACGUUAGGCGCAGAUGUUUGGCUGAUCGACAGUGGCUGCACAAAUCAUAUGACGAAAGAAGAACGGUACUUCUCUCACAUCAACAGAAGUAUCAAAGUGCCAAUUAGAGUUGGAAAUGGAGAUAUAGUCAUGACAGCCGGUAAAGGAGAUAUUACCGUCAUGACUAGCCAUGGCAAAAAAAUCAUCAAAAAUGUUUUCUUAGUGCCUGGUUUGGAGAAGAACCUACUGAGUGUUCCUCAAAUCAUCUCAAGUGUCUAUCAAGUACGUUUUCAAGACAAGAGAUGCAUCAUCCAAGAUGCAAAUGGUAAGGAGAUCAUGGAUAUUCAAAUGACAAACAAAAGCUUCAAGAUCAAGUUGAGUUCAGUAGAAGAAGAAGCCAUGACGGCAAAUGCACAAAUGGAGGAAACAUGGCACAAGCGACUUGGCCAUGUAAGCAGCAAGCGUUCGUAA
This is a messenger RNA of Camelina sativa (false flax), 1098 nucleotides long. Lineage: Eukaryota; Viridiplantae; Streptophyta; Magnoliopsida; Brassicales; Brassicaceae. The record is from RefSeq and is a predicted model, not a curated record.